Ochlerotatus camptorhynchus is the source of this 3030-nucleotide messenger RNA. Its product is annotated as peroxisomal N(1)-acetyl-spermine/spermidine oxidase. The coding region runs from base 197 to 1894 and encodes 565 amino acids. The transcript has 3 exons. Lineage: Eukaryota; Metazoa; Arthropoda; Insecta; Diptera; Culicidae. The record is from RefSeq and is a predicted model, not a curated record. Gene Ontology annotation, molecular function: polyamine oxidase activity.
UUGCUGCUCUGCUAUCAACACAAGUUUUUCCUUGGAUUAGUGCAAAAAAAGGUAAAAAUCGAAAAUUCUACGGGUGCAAAUUGCGUUUUCCUUCGUUUUCUCCGGCUGGAAAAUCUCCGGAAAACGAUCGUGCGCGUCGAAGUUGAAUGUUUUUGGCCGCGGAGCGUCUAGCAGCAGCAACAGCUCUCGACUCGGCAUGAGCGAUGAAAAUGGAAAAUCCACGGCGACAAGUGCAUCGUCGUCGUCGUCUUCGGAUCCUGCUGCAGCGACAGUGAAGAAAAGAAAAUACAAAGUGGUGAUAAUCGGUGCUGGAAUGGCUGGAUUAUCUUCGGCGAAUCAUUUGAUCAAACAUGGGUGCUCGGAUUUCGCGAUCCUGGAGGCGCGACCUCGGGUGGGCGGUAGGAUCGUCGGAAUCGACAUGGGAUCGCAGAAGGUGGAACUCGGUGCAAAUUGGAUCCACGGUGUUUUGGGCAAUCCGAUGUUUGAACUGGCGAUGCAGCAUGGCUUGAUCAGUAUCAUAAAUAUUCCGAAACCACACAAGGUUGUGGCGGCUACCGAGGAUGGCAAGCAGGUGCCUUUUCAAGUGCUGCAGGAAAUAUAUGAAGCGUACGUUUGUUUCCUGCGACGGUGCGAAGAAUACUUCCUAUGUCAGUAUCUUCCGCCGCCGGAUGUCCACAGUGUGGGAGAGCACAUUAACCUAGAGGCAGAGCUGUAUUUGAACAACAUUGACGAUUACAAAGAAAAGCACCUGAGGAAGUUGAUAUUUGAAUGUUUGUUGAAACGUGAAACUUGCAUCACCGGGUGUCACAGUAUGGACGAGAUUGAUCUUUUAGAGCUAGGAAGCUAUACCGAACUGCAGGGAGGGAAUAUUGUGCUACCUUCGGGAUAUAGUUCCAUCCUGAAACCGCUCUGUGAUACGCUCCCAAAGGAAAAUAUAAUUCUUUCGUGUCCAGUCAAAACGAUUCAUUGGAAGCGGAAAGGCCGGGUUCAUUCAGGCAAUAACAAUUCAGACAUAAUCCUCGAGGAAGAUGAAGAUGACAUCGACUCGGAUGAUUCGGAUAAAACGGUAACAGAAGUACCGAUCGGUGAUACUAACGAUAAUAGCUUGAAACACUACUCGUCGAAUGUUCAGAUUGAGUGUGAAAACGGUACUAUUUUGGAAGCAGAUCACAUUAUCUGUACUAUCCCACUUGGAGUGCUUAAGAAGCAUGGUCCGACAAUGUUCUCGCCUAGUUUACCGCAGUACAAACUGGAAUCGAUUGAUUCUCUGCUAUACGGGACUGUAGACAAAAUCUUCCUAGAGUAUGAUCGACCUUUCCUCAAUGCGAAGAUCAGCGAAAUUAUGUUCCUUUGGGAGCAUUCCGAUCUUGAACCGAAUGUCGAUGAUGAAGAGUACCUGAAAGCCAACUGGUACAAAAAGAUUUACUCAUUUUCCAAAGUAUCGGAUACCCUACUGUUGGGUUGGAUAUCCGGUCGAGAAGCAGAGUACAUGGAGAGCAUCUCCCAUGAAGUGGUAGCCGAAAAGUGUACGGAAAUCCUCCGGAGGUUUCUCAAAGACCCAUUCAUUCCAAAGCCAAAGCGAUGUGUGUGCACCAGCUGGAGCAAGCAGCCUUACAGUUGUGGAUCCUAUACGGCAAUCGCGGUCGGUGCCUCCCAGGAUGACAUCGACAAUAUUGCACAGCCUUUGUAUUCUAGUCCGCAUCAAUCGAAGCCAUCGGUACUAUUUGCCGGCGAGCACACUCACUCAAACUUCUACUCAACGGUGCAUGGUGCUUACCUGAGCGGUCGAACAGCCGCGCAGAUUCUCCUGACUCCUGACUCACCGCAGGAAAUUGUGAUGGAAUCCGAUACCAGCGAUCUUAGCUCUUGGAUCCAGGGCAUUGCUCUGGAAUAGACUUGAUUUCCCAUAAUUUAUAAUUAUUUUAGCAUUCGGUUUGUCCGUGUACAUUUCCACCCUUUAAGAGGCAAUUACGUUGGCAUUUUGUUUUGAUUUGUUGCAUUCUACCUACCUAUUUGUGUUACACCACCGAUGUGCCGUUUAUGAUUUGUAGCAAAUUUUGAAGACUAAUUUUCAAAAAGCACUUGUGUUCCUUUGUGUUUCCCCUUUUUUAGAAAAAGGCAGUGACAAAUUGCGCUAGACUGAUGGUUUAGGUUUAACUAAAAAUCGCAAAUAAGCAACAGCAUCGCAAGAAAUACGAUAACUAGACUAAUAAGUAGCGCACAUUACUUACUUGUACUAAGAAUAAUUUGUUUGGACUCAUUACAACAACAAAACACUCCAUAAAACGAGAUGCUUUGACACGUACUGCAACACAACGGAUUUGGAUUGUGCUCUCUUACCCAUAAAGUAUGAUUUUCUAAAAUAUUUGUCCUGAUCCUGACCCUGAGUUCAAUCUAGUCCAACGACUCGCAUAACCCAGCAGUAUAUCUACCUUCCUAUCUACUUUGGUUGGUUAUUUAGUUUUACCAUUUUGUUGUUUAACGCAGAAAAAGGAGUUAAUGUGCAUUUGUAUAGCGAUACCAAAUAUCCGAUUAAAAUAGGACUUUAGAAACGCUUUCAAUAAAGAAAUACCUACACGCCCAUAUUUAACAAUAACUUAAUUACAACAAAACGCAUUCACACCGCAGCACGCAGAUCCUUCGGCAUAAAUCAAACCAACAAAAAUCAAUGGAUUAGAUGAGUAUUGCUUUGCUACUGAAUCAAAACGAGUGUAGUGACUGUGGAUCGAAGUUUUUUCUAUUACCCAGAACAGUAGAGCUGCGUUGAUUCUCGAUUGUGGAAAAUUAGAUUUCAGGACGGUGGUUUAGAGUGCUAGUGGAGAGUUAACGCGAUUCGCCGAAAUUUGUUAGACCAAGAAAUAUUAGAAGGCGAAAUACUUGUACAAUUGGUUCGAUGAUUGGAAAAAUGGAGAUGGAAAGAAACGGAAACUAAGAUUGGGACAGCCCUAAUCCGGGGACAAUAGUAUUUUGCUAAAAGUAAUACAUUGGAUAAUAACACGUAAAAAUCUAAAGCUACAAUUUGCUUUAACA